This is a messenger RNA of Arctia plantaginis, 2580 nucleotides long. Lineage: Eukaryota; Metazoa; Arthropoda; Insecta; Lepidoptera; Erebidae. The record is from the annotation of a GenBank genome assembly.
AUGUCUACAAAGCCAGCAAAUCAGAAAAGAAGGAAUAAUGAGAAACGGAAGGAGAAGUCGCGUGUGGCGGCACGGACCAGACGUAACAAGGAGAUGCAUAUAUUUGCUGAACUCACAGCUGCUCUACCUGCUAGAAAGGAAGAUGUAGAUCAGCUUGACAAGGCUUCCAUCAUGCGCCUCGCCAUCUCUUACCUGCGUGUUAGGGAUGUUGUGUCUCUUUUGCCGCAAACUGAGACAGAGCAUCCCAAGGUCCAGAACCCUGAAGGCACAGAGGAGGUGUCAACAGAGCUUUCGUACAUGAAAGCUUUAGACGGCUUCGUUCUGGUGCUGUCACAGCCAGGUGAUAUUGUGUAUUGCAGCGAGAACAUUGCUGAUCAUCUUGGAGUCUCACAAAUGGAAAUAAUGGGCCAGAGUAUCUUCGAGUUCAGCCACCCAUGCGAUCAUGACGAAAUUCGCGAAGCGCUGCGUACGAACGGCGGCGGGCGUCGCGAUUUGUUACUUCGCCUGAAGUGCACACUCACGAGCAAAGGCCGAAAUGUGCAUCUGAAAUCAGCUUCCUAUAAGGUGAUACACAUCACUGGUCAUAUGCUGAUGCCUACAGACGACAAAACAGAACGUAACAACAACAGAGCUGAUGAGAAGAAAACUGAUGGAGAUGACAAGAAAGCAAUCAAAAAUGGCACCCUCGUUGCCGUUGGUAGGCCCAUCCCACAUCCCUCCAAUAUCGAAAUACCCUUAGACAGCAAGACUUUCCUGUCGAAACACGGUCUGGAUAUGAAAUUCACUUACGUGGAUAAAGCGUUGACGAACACGCUCGGCUUCGAACCAGACGAAUUGGUUGGCCGAUCCGUGUAUGAGUAUCAUCACGCCGCCGAUACUGGCUCCCUGACCCAUCAAUUCAAAUCACUAUUCUCCAAGGGACAAUGCGAGACAGGGCAGUAUCGCUUCCUCGCGAAAACCGGAGGCUUCGCAUGGGUCCAAACACAGGCUACCGUCAUCACCGACAAGCAACAGAAGCCCAUCAGCGUCGUCUGCGUAAAUUACGUCAUCAGUGGUAUCGAGUGCAAAGAUGAGGUGUUCGCCGCACACCAGGUGCAGCACGCCGAUUUGAAGCCCGCCGUGGCACCAAUCGUGCAGGUGCCUCAGCCAGUGCCCCUGCCUGUGUCUGUGGAGGCACCAGCCAACGGUGAUAUAGUCGCCAUUAUUCCACCCAAGGAGGAACGUCCCAUACCCGUCACUGAGCUGAUAUUCGCUCCGCGAAAGAAAGAAAUGAACAAGGGCUAUCUUAUAUUCACCCCAGACCAGGGCCGUACAAUGCUUAAAGACGAGCCGGAAGAUCUGACGCACUUAGCACCCACUGCAGGCGAUGCUUGUAUUCCUCUGGAGGACAGCACUUUUGACAUGUUUGAUGAUUUUAUUUUGAGCGAUAACUAUUGUAGUCUACUGACCGACGAUUUGGCUACCGGGUCACCAGACUUGACUCCAGACUCUUUGCUAUUAUCUUCGCCUGAACCACAGGAAAACGAUUCAUCGUGCGAACAAUCGUCUUUGUUAACAGAACUGUCACUAGACGCGUUUGACAGCAACAGGUCAGAUAAUGAUAUUGAGGAUGGAAAUUCACCUUUUAUCCCCACAAAUGAUGAGCUAGCAGUUUUGGAACCAGCUGUUAUGUGGGGAGCUUUACCAGACAGCGUUAGUCUAGCUAGACCUCAACCUACGGAGACGCAAACAACGACGUCUGCACCAGCACUACAACGCUUGCUGACGGCUUCCACCACAGGGCCACCGCCACAGGACCUCUUAACAAAUAUAUACUCAGACCCAGGCCUAAUACCAAGCAGGACCGUCCCCACAUGGGACACAGGCGUGAAAAGGGUGUUGAAACAAGAACAGGAACCAUGCGCGAAACGUGCUAAACGAAGCCCUUCACCCGUGUCGACAGCACCCCCCUCAAACCCAUCAUCCAGCGUCCUCAUGAACCUCUUGGAUAUCCAACAGAAGAUACCACAGAACAUUCCUCAACAACUUCAUCCUAAUUACCAGAUGACCGGGAACCAGCAACCUAUCAUCCAGAAUCCAAGCAGGAAUAAUAUCCCAUUGUCGGUAAUAAAUGUUUUACAGGGUUUUGCCAACAAACAAAUGAUACGUACUAAUACACAAAUGAAUCCCCAUGUUCUACGCACAAAUAUGACCUCCUCUCCAAUGUCCCCGUUGAGCCUAAAUGUCAGCCCCAUGUACUCCUUACCAUCAAGUCCUAAUAGUUACAACAGUCCAGCUAUAAGCCCCGCUCAAAGAGAACGUGUCAUGAGCCCUUAUUCCACUCCCCAAUCUAUGUCUCCCGUCGGACAAUUUCAACAGUAUAGCCCAGGAAGCCGGAUCAUGUCCCCCGUGGGCGUCAUGAAGGGAUGUGACCCCUACCUCACGAACAAAAUGCAGCCAAGCCCAGGGUUUCUCCACACUCCUGAAAUACAGAUUCUGAAUUCCGUGCCGCUGACUGUGACAGAUUUCUGGCCUGAAUCGGACAUGAUGCAAGGCACAAACGACUUGCUCGCUGCCUUAGACGACGUCAAAUUAGUUUAG